Toxotes jaculatrix (banded archerfish) is the source of this 2192-nucleotide messenger RNA. RefSeq names its product phospholipase A2, group XIIB (gene pla2g12b). Bases 212 to 1204 code for a protein of 330 amino acids. Gene Ontology annotation, molecular function: A2-type glycerophospholipase activity; calcium ion binding. Lineage: Eukaryota; Metazoa; Chordata; Actinopteri; Toxotidae. The record is from RefSeq and is a predicted model, not a curated record. Gene Ontology annotation, biological process: arachidonate secretion; triglyceride homeostasis; cholesterol homeostasis. The transcript is spliced from 4 exons. Gene Ontology annotation, cellular component: extracellular region.
UGAUAAUGGGGUGACCUUUGCCCCUGACAUGAGAUAGUGCCUUGCUGUCUGCUAGAACCUAAUCAGAGGUCAAAGUCUGCUCUCUCCCUGACAGAUCCAGUAGGAGCACAGUAUGUUUUUGUUCUUCACUGUCUAAGCCCUUCUCACCCUGUCAGCAACACCUCGACUUGUGGAGAGCUUCCUGUGCUUGGAUUGUUACCAAUACAACACCAUGCUGCUUCGGACUGUGGUCCUUCUCCUUCUCUGCGUGUCCAUGGGAACGUGUGCCACUUUAGGUCACUACCAGGCUCAAACAAAGGAGGAGGAGGCCCUUGCUGUGGACCCAGCUGCUGUUACUGAUAGUGUAAUUGCAGGUGCCUCUGUAGUUGCAGCUGAAGAAGGUGUAGCUGCCACAGAUGUCCAAGUAGGUGAUUCACCUGCAGCUGAGGAGCCCGUAGCUAAUUUUAGUGACGAACUACUAGCUAAAAUACUUGCAGUGGAUAAUCCAGCAGCUGACAAACCUGAAGUGGAUGGCGUUGUAGCAGAUGGUGCUGCAGCAGAAGAGCUGGGGACAGACAGCAAUAGGCCUGCGGGAGACACCCCUGCCAUGGAAGCUCUCGCUGAAGAGGCUGUGAUCCGGGAGGAACCUCCUUCUGAGAAAGAGGAGGGGAAUGAAAUCAGACCAGUCGAGACGAACCAGUCCCCGGACAGACCCUUGGCUAAUGAAGAUAAUAACAGCUGGAGCCUUAACUCAAUUAGAAAUAGUUUCCAGACUAUGCACGGAUACUUUGACUCCCUGGUGGAGCUGGUGGGGGGGCACAAUGGUGUGUGUCAUUACCGCUGCAGAUAUGGUGAGGCUCCUCAGCCUCAACCCGGCUACCAGCUCCCAGAGCCCAACGGCUGCAGCUCCUCUCUGGCGGGAUUCCAGGUGAAUGGCGCUCUUGACCUGGGGAUCCCUGCUAUGACUAAGUGCUGUAACGAGCUUGACACGUGCUAUGACACUUGUGGCACAAGCAAGAACAACUGUGACUCCAAGUUUCGCUCGUGUCUACAUGGCAUCUGCUCUGACCUUAAGAAGAGCCUGGGCUUUGUGUCAAAGGUACAAGCCUGCGAGUCCAUGGCAGACGCCCUCUACAACACAGUGGCGACUCUGGGUUGCAGGCCUUACAUGAACAGCCAGAGGGCAGCGUGUGUCUGUGAGGGAGAGGAGAGGGAUGAACUGUGAAACAGAACAGGAACAAAUCCUGGACACUUUCACAGACAAAUAACAGAUUCCUGGGUAUUUCCAAAGAUUAUACUGUAUAUUUAUAGCCUUUUUCAUACUUUACAAGAGCCCUCUCAAGAUUCAGAGCCUGGAAGUUAAAAAAAGACAUAGAUGGGGAAUGCAAGUGGACAGUUUCUUAGGUUUUAUUCAUAGGCAGUUCUUACAAAUAUGUUGUAUCUGAAAGUGACUUUCGGGGCCUUAAUUUAUUUCUCAUGCAUAUUAUACUCUCCAUACUUCAUUUCAUUUUUAGGCCAUUUUUAGGCCUCCAUGACUCCAUUACCAUAAAUUACUUUGAUGACUCCAAACAAAGUGCCUGAUGGGAAGGAUAUUGUAGUUGCAUCAAUUUGCUCUAGACAGAAAGACAAAAGAUAAUUACUGUGGCUCACAUGGUUGACUGUGGUUGGUAUUUAACAUUUAUCACGAUAAUCUACUAAAACCUUAAGUCAGUGUCAUGUAAAAUGUAAUGCCUAUUACAGCUACUGUGUUAAUGUUUGAUGUAAGUUAUUUGUCAGUUAUUUUUAUUUUUUUUAUGAACAAAUGGAUGACUAGUUGCAGUUUAACCGACAUGAUUAAUUCUAGAUUAACUGUCAGAGCGAUGAGUCACUGGCAUAAUUUCCUGGCAUGGCACACUGAUAUCUCUUUUCCACCACACUGUAAUAUGUGACGCGCUCCCAAGCCAUUGAUUAUAUUGAGCAAAUGAGUCAGAAUGGAUGUUCCAUAUAUGUAUAUUUUUCAAGUCAGUGAUAGUGUGAAAUAUAAACCACUUUUAUAAAUCCACUAAAUCUUUAAGCUGUAAUCGAGCCUGAGAAAUGCCUGAAAGUGUGACCUAGAAAAACAUCCCUCAUGGUGUAGUUGUUACAAAUGAACUGUGGACCCUCCGAAUGACUUCUAAUAGAAAUGUCACUCACUUUAAUGUCAGUAAAUUGUGCUGCCAGCCAAAGGGACAAAC